Messenger RNA from Globicephala melas (long-finned pilot whale), 4988 nucleotides. RefSeq names its product BBX high mobility group box domain containing (gene BBX). NCBI's taxonomy places the organism in Eukaryota, Metazoa, Chordata, Mammalia, Artiodactyla, Delphinidae. Gene Ontology annotation, biological process: regulation of transcription by RNA polymerase II. The record is from RefSeq and is a predicted model, not a curated record. Gene Ontology annotation, cellular component: nucleus. Gene Ontology annotation, molecular function: RNA polymerase II transcription regulatory region sequence-specific DNA binding; DNA-binding transcription factor activity, RNA polymerase II-specific.
AUGUGGAGCAGUGUACAGUGAAGCGGAGGCAGAGCGGCUCCGCGAGCUCCUCUCUCUCCACUUUCCCAUAGAGAACCCCUGACUGGCCGCUGAGGGCGAGCCACACACACGCCCUCGCGCCCGGCGAGCCCGCGAGGUCACUAUCAUAUGACAAAGGCUUUGCUGCAGUUCAUCUUCCUCCCUGUGUACUUUCCAUUUGCCUUCCUGGAAUUCUGCUGCAUCACAGAAGCUGGAAGUUCUGAUGUUCCAUUGAAAUCACAAUGGAAAGUCUUGACUUGACCGGCACCCUCAGGAAGACCCCAAGCCUCUAACGGUACCUGGUAUCAUCUCCAGCAUGUUUGUAGAUGUGGAGGAGUCACUGGGACAUUGAGAAAUACCAGAGGCGAAUUGUUCUGCUGUAGUCACAGUAAUGAAAGGCAGUAAUAGAAAUAAAGAUCAUUCCGCAGAAGGAGAAGGGGCUGGAAAACGACCAAAACGAAAGUGUCUUCAGUGGCAUCCAUUGCUAGCAAAGAAACUUCUUGACUUUUCAGAAGAGGAAGAAGAGGAAGACGAAGAAGAGGAUAUUGAUAAGGUUCAACUUCUUGGGGCCGAUGGUCUAGAGCAAGAUGUCGGUGAAACUGAAGAUGAUGAAUCACCAGAACAGCGAGCCCGGAGACCAAUGAAUGCAUUUCUCUUAUUUUGCAAACGUCAUCGCUCCCUUGUUCGUCAGGAACACCCCAGGCUUGAUAACCGAGGUGCUACCAAGAUACUAGCUGAUUGGUGGGCUGUUCUCGAUCCAAAGGAAAAGCAGAAAUACACAGACAUGGCCAAGGAGUAUAAAGAUGCAUUUAUGAAAGCAAAUCCUGGCUACAAAUGGUGUCCCACCACAAACAAGCCUGUGAAAUCCCCAACAUCCACUGUCAAUCCACGGAAGAAACUGUGGGCCUUCCCGUCUGACUCUUCAAGAGACUUGUCAAGCCCCAAGAAAGCAAAGACUGAAGAAAUGCCUCAGCUUAACUUUGGGAUGGCUGAUCCUACUCAAAUGGGAGGCCUGAGCAUGCUGCUUUUAGCCGGAGAACAUGCUCUUGGUACACCCGAGAUAUCCUCUGGCACCUGCAGACCUGAUGUUUCAGAAUCCUCUGAAUUGCGUCAGAAGUCACCACUAUUUCAGUUUGCCGAGAUAUCUUCAGGUACCUCCCACCCUGAUGUUCCUUCAAAACAAUGUCAAGCAUCAGCCUUGUUUCAGUUUGCAGAGAUUUCGUCGAACACUUCACAGUUGGGCAGUGCUGAACCUGUAAAACGCUGUGGGAAGUCUGCACUCUUUCAACUGGCAGAGAUGUGCCUGGCAUCAGAGGGGGUGAAAAUGGAAGAAUCAAAGCUAAUAAAAGCAAAAGAAUCAGAUGGCGGAAGAAUUAAAGAAUUGGAGAAGGGCAAGGAAGAAAGAGAAAUAAAAAUGGAGAAAAUAGAUGAAGCCAGGUUACAGAAAGAAGCAGAAUUUGAAAAAUCAGCUAAGGAAAAUGUAAGAGAUUCUAAGGAAUUAAGAAAUUUUGAGGAGCUGCGAAUGGAUGAUAUAAUGGGUAUAAAAAUGGAAGCUCCCAAAGAAAUUAAAAAGGAAGAAUUAGAGGAAGAUCAAAAGUGUAGUCACUUCCCUGAUUUUUCUUACUCUGCCAGUAGCAAGAUCAUAAUAAGCGAUGUUCCCAGUAGAAAGGAUCACAUGUGCCAUCCUCAUGGAAUUAUGAUCAUUGAGGAUCCCACAGCAUUAAGCAAACCAGAAAAGCUAAAAAAGAAAAAGAAGAAAAACAAAAUGGAUCGACAUGGAAAUGAUAAAUCCACACCCAAGAAGACUUGCAAAAAGAGGCAGUCCUCGGAAUCUGAUAUCGAGAGUGUCAUGUACACCAUUGAAGCUGUUGCAAAGGGAGACUGGGGCAUCGAGAAGCUUGGAGAAACCCCUCGCAAGAAGGUCCGCACGUCCUCAAGUGGCAAGGGAAGCAUUUUGGAUGCCAAGCCACCAAAGAAGAAAGUGAAAUCAAGAGAGAAGAAAAUGUCAAAGGAGAAAUCCUCAGACACCACCAAAGAGUCAAGACCUCAAGAUUUUAUCAGUAUUUCUGCCAGCAAGAACAUUUCUGGUGAGGUGCCAGAGGGUAUAAGAGCAGAACCAUUGACCCCUACGGAGGAUGCAUUACCACCCAGCCUAUCGGGACAGGCCAAGCCUGAGGACAGUGACUGUCACAGAAAAAUAGAGACUUGUGGCUCCCGGAAAUCCGAGAGGUCUUGCAAAGGUGCUCUUUAUAAAACCCUGGUGUCUGAGGGUAUGCUCACCUCUCUGCGAGCUAAUGUUGACAGAGGGAAACGAAGCUCAGGAAAAGGAAACUCCUCUGAUCACGAAGGGUGUUGGAAUGAAGAAAGCUGGACAUUUAACCAGAGUGGGACCAGUGGAAGCAAGAAGUUCAAGAAGACAAAGCCAAAGGAAGACUCUCUCCUUGGCUCAGCAAAGCUGGAUGAAGAAUUUGAAAAGAAAUUCAACAGCCUCCCUCAGUAUAGUCCUGUUACAUUUGACCGGAAAUGUGUACCUGUCCCAAGAAAAAAGAAGAAGACUGGAAAUAUGUCCUCAGAACCGACUAAAACCAGCAAAGGUCCUUUCCAGUCUCAGAAAAAGAACUUAUUCCACAAAAUUGUCAGCAAAUAUAAGCACAAAAAGGAGAAGCCUAAUGUUCCGGAAAAAGGAAGUGGGGAUAAAUGGUCAAACAAGCAACUCUUCUUGGAUGCCAUUCACCCUACAGAAGCCAUAUUUUCAGAAGACAAAAACACCACAGAGCCUGCUUAUAAGGUUAAAAAUGCCCCAUCCAUUCCCAGCACUCCAGAGCCAACAACAACGCAAGAACCCUUGGUGGGCAGUCAAAAGAGAAAAGCAAGGAAAACCAAGAUCACACACCUUGUCAGGACGGCAGAUGGCCGGGUAUCACCAGCAGGAGGUACUUUGGAUGACAAACCAAAGGAACAACUGCAGAGGAGUCUUGCUAAGGUGACCGAGACGGGCUGCAAUGACGAAUGCUCACACAACCGGGAGGCCACGGAGACGCGGAGCAGCACCCCGGAGAUGCCAGCCGUGUCUGCGUUCUUCAGCCUCGCUGCGCUGGCCGAAGUGGCCGCCAUGGAAAAUGUGCAUAGAGGUCAGAGAUCAACUCCGCUCACCCAUGAUGGACAGCCAAAAGAAAUGCCACAGGCUCCUGUACUUAUUUCUUGCGCUGACCAGUGAAGCGCCCUUUAAUUGUAAAACAUUGUGCUUUACCUACUACCCUAGCCUUGUCUUUACUGAGAGAUGCUAGUGAGUCCAUGUGGUGGAAAAUAUAGACUGCAAACAAGUGCUUGUUGCCCUACACGGCCCAGAUUCACUUGAAGCAGAAGUUGGCACCCUGGGCCAGUUUGUUCUUUCAGAACCCAGAGUCUUUGAGGGUGAUGUUAUCUGUCUGAUAAUGAGCAGAAACGGGAUGAUCCUAGAGCUUUGCUUUCUAUUGAAGGCUUUUGAUGGUAAUAGGUGGUAACUUGGUAAAAGGCUGCCUUUACUGUAGCUCAUCCAGCAUCUCUUUUACCAACCAGAGAGUGUGAAACUAGUUUCGUAUAUUACCUAGUUAUUCUUUCAAAACAAAAACAAAAAACAAAAAAAACAAAAACUGACACACUGCACUAGUUAUUAUUAGAUAUUCUUAGUCUUUUUUGUACAUGGAGAUUUAUGUUCUAAGAUGGUUUAUAUAAUAGGUUAUACCUACAUUUAUAUUGUAGAAUAAUAUUAAAAAGCCUGUUCCAGAGACUCCCAGACAGCACGGGCAGGCAGAUGUACCAUUGUUAGCGGUGUAUGCUCGGCCUUGUGGUCCAUAUAUUCUGCACUUUUAUAUUUGCCACCAGAGUGGUAGUUUGCUGGCAAAAAGAGAAAGAGAGAGAAGAAGAAAAAUUACAGUUCUUACAAGCAGAAGUUUUUUCUUAGCCUUGAGUGACCAAGAAGAAUUUGCUUGGGUCAAAUUGUGGCGAAUAUUUUCCCAGACAGGGGAAGAGUCCAGCAGAUUACAGAUUACUGAUGUUUUCAUGCCUUGAGGAUUCUUUUAUUUUUACACAGGGUCUGAGUGACCAAUGGAUCGUUCAUACAGACAAAAAAAGAAAAAUAUUAUUCAGAAGUGACCUUAGUAUUACUUCACUAUUCAGAACACAUUGAAGACACACCCACUUCGUGUGGACUUUGAGCUACAGACCUUUUACAUCCAUCCCAGACAGACUGGACGGGUAGCAAUUGCUAUGCACAGCCUAAUUGGCACUGCAGGUUUUUAGAGCCAUUUUGAGUUUUUGUGGUUACGGAGGUAUUGAUGAGGGAGGUGUGCCUGACCAGAGUGGGACUCGCAGUUAUAGAUCCAACCUGCAAGUUUCCUGUUUCCUUUUCAUGUUUUGUUGCUUUUGAACAUAAAACCAACCAUACAUAUGCCAGUGCAAGUGGAUUAACUGGCUUAGAACAUUCAACAUAUUGACUCCACCACCUGACGUUCACAGUAUCUUGUUUCUUAGCAACAGAUGCAAAAUGAUAAAUCAAAAUUAGUCGGCGGCUACAGAUUUUACAGGGUAUUUGUUCCAUAGCACAAAGUAUUUCCCCACUCUUGCAUCACAGCACAAACUACCAAAUUUUAAUUAUUGGAUUCCAGCAAUAAUUUUUACUGGUUUUCAAACUGGCGGAAUUUUGAUAGUGUUAGUUCAAGUUUGAAACUUUUGAAUUAGAUCUCUAAAUGGUGACAGUUUACAAGGUUUUAUCUAGCUUUCUUAUUUAUACUUGACUGAAUUGUAAUGAUGAUUUUUUUUCUAAUCGUAAUUUGACCUAAUAGCCAUACAAAAAAAUGACUCUAUUAGUACUGACUAGGUUUAGCUUUUCACGGUUGUAGAUAUUACUUCAGUUUCGGUGCUGGAAAAUAUGUACAACAUACUAACAGAAUUGAAAAAGAACAGAGAGAUUUGGGCGUUUUUUUUUCAAA